Molecule: messenger RNA, 11759 nt
Organism: Topomyia yanbarensis
Lineage: Eukaryota; Metazoa; Arthropoda; Insecta; Diptera; Culicidae
Gene: Itpr
Product: inositol 1,4,5-trisphosphate receptor
Exons: 19
Coding region: 1066-10221 (3051 amino acids)
Biological process (GO): calcium ion transmembrane transport
Cellular component (GO): endoplasmic reticulum; membrane
Molecular function (GO): inositol 1,4,5-trisphosphate-gated calcium channel activity; inositol 1,4,5 trisphosphate binding
Source: RefSeq, a predicted model, not a curated record
CUUUUUGUUCAACUGCUGCUGCUAUUGCUGGGACUUUGCUCUUCAGUCGAACACACACGUAUUUUACAUUCAACCAGAGUAGCACCCGCCGAAGCGAGAGAAGGAGCUUUUUGUGUGUCAGGUUCUUUCGGAAGUGCCUAGAAGCUGGAAUAACUUUUUGGUGAUACUGUGCCCAGUUGGCAUUUGCUUGGUCAAUUCAAAUGGAAUAUGGUACAAAAGUGUGGUUUACGGUGUGUGCCCGAAGGUUGUGUGAAAGUUAACCCGGCCUAUAUGGGUUUACCUAGCAAAAAUAAGUGAAACGUGAAAGCCUAAUAUUAGUGUCAUACUGGAAUCAUGGAAGACACCUUUUGAGAAGAGCUGAUAAUGAUUAGUAAUCUGCGGAGAUCUGAUCACCAGUAUGUCUGAAUCCAUCGAAGAAUAGAGUGCAAAGAAGAAAAAAAACGACGACAAAAAGAAAGAGAGAAGGAGAGGGCAUUCGUUUGAUGAUAGCGAGAAGAAAACCAGAAUUCUCAAAAGUGGCAAACGAUUUGCUAAAAUAUUGUGAAGUGUAAAAAAUGUGCAUAUUUGUUGUAAAUAGUUUUGUGUUGCCUACCUCUGAGUAGCGAGCACACACCGAUCGAGUGUCUCCGAUCCGAGAGAAGAAAAGUUGAAUUCAGCUACAAAAACAGCCAUUGAUUGCCAUCGUUGUACUGUGUGCAUUGUUUGUCUCCCAACCGGGAGGGGAAACCGAAGGUGAACAAGGUCAGGAUCAUCUGACUGGCGCGCUGUCGGGUUAGUGCUGAAGCUAUACGUGCGAAUUGGAUACUCCACCGAUAGGAUUGCAGAAGCUGAUGCAGCUCAACUGACUUUGCCACUUGAAGAUGCCAUUUAGAAAAUUUGCUUCAAACGACUGCUAAUGCUGAUUCCCGUUAGGCCAAAUCAAUUGAACCAAAUCGAAUCCAUUGAGUGAAUAUUGCAUGCGUUCUCGCUACUAAAGCGGGAUUUGUGAUGUAGGUUAAGGUCCAUGUAUAUUUGUCUGUCGUCUCUGUGUGUUUGUGUGAAUGAAAUAGCCCCAGUUCGUCCAAAAUGGUAGACAGUUCGAUGGGAUCGGUCAGCUUCCUCCAUCUGGGGGACAUCGUCUCCAUAUACUCGGAGGGAAAUGUAUGCGGAUUUCUCAGCACUUUAGGCUUGGUAGACGACCGUACCGUCGUCUGUCCUGCCGCGGGGGAUCUUAACGAUCCCCCGGAGAAAUUUCGCGAUUGUCUAAUCAAGAUAUGUCCUAUGAAUCGGUACUCAGCCCAGAAGCAGUUCUGGAAGGCCGCCAAACAGAGCACAUCAGCCAACACGGACACUAGCUUGCUCAAGCGAUUGCAUGCUUUAAAGCUUUUUGUUGAUAUAUCAGAUACGCAGUCUAAUGUACGCUGGCAUGCCGCAGAGAUAGAAAAGAAGCAGAAUGAAUCCGAAAACAAAAAGCUUCUCGGAACCGUUGUUCAAUAUGGCAGCGUAGUCCAGCUGCUGCACCUGAAAUCGAACAAAUAUGUGACGGUGAAUAUUAGGCUUCCAGCCUUGCUGGAGAAAAAUGCCAUGCGAGUUUACCUGGACGCUAAUGGCAACGAAGGUUCCUGGUUCUACAUUAUGCCGUUCUACAAACUGCGAUCCGCCGGUGACAAUGUAGUUGUGAACGAUAAGGUUAUACUGAAGCCGGUCAAUGCCAACCGGCAGAAUCUGCACGUGGCAGCCAACUAUGAAUUGCUGGACAAUCCGGGCUGUAAGGAAGUUAACGUGCUCAAUUCAUCCACAUCCUGGAAGAUUACAUUGUUCAUGGAACAUCGGGAGAAUCAGGAAGAUGUCCUGAAAGGUGGAGACGUUGUACGGUUAUUUCACGCCGAACAGGAAAAGUUUUUGACUAUGGAUGAGUACAAAAAGCAACAGCAUGUGUUCUUAAGGACUACGGGAAGAACAAGUGCAACGGCUGCUACCAGCAGUAAGGCCCUCUGGGAGAUUGAAGUCGUUCAGCAUGACUCUUGUCGAGGCGGCGCAGGCCACUGGAACUCACUAUUCCGGUUCAAGCAUUUGGCUACCGGAUACUACCUGGCAGCUGAAAUCGACGAUGACAUAUCCCGUACAGAAAAGUCAAGCAACUCUAGUCAUCCUCAGGGUGAUUCCUUCCGGUUGGUUUCCGUGCCACAUUCAACGGACAUUGCCUCUGUGUUUGAGCUGGACUCCACAACAAUCACUAGACCGGAAGGGUUAGUGCCCCAAAAUAGCUACGUACGGAUGCGACAUCUCUGCUCAAAUACAUGGGUUCAUGCCACUUCUUCACCUAUCGAUAUAGACGAAGACAAACCGGUAAUGUCGAAAGUCGGUUGCUCAGCGAUCAAAGAAGAUAAAGAAGCUUUUCAGUUGAUUCCCGUUUCUCCCGUGGAGGUUCGAGAUCUGGAUUUUGCGAAUGAUGCCUGCAAACUAUUGCUAGCUAUGAGUACCAAGUUGGAGAAUGGAACUAUAUCUCCAAAUGAACGACGCUCACUAAUCGCACUGCUUCAGGAUAUAGUGUUUUUCAUCGCCGGUCAAGAAAACGAACAAAACAAAAGUGAUGCACUGGAUCUAACAAUCAAUAAUCCAAAUCGAGAUCGUCAGAAGUUGCUUCGAGAGCAGUACAUCCUUAAACAACUGUUCAAGAUUUUACAAGGCCCUUUUCAGGAAACGAAGAAUAGCGAUGGCCCUUUCCUGAAAAUUGAUGAACUCGGUGACCCGAAGAACACACCGUUCAAAAACAUUUUCAGGCUUUGCUAUCGCAUUUUAAAACUAAGUCAGUCUGACUAUAGGAAAAAUCAAGAGUACAUUGCUAAACAUUUUGGUUUAAUGCAGAAGCAGAUUGGUUACGAUAUCCUUGCAGAAGAUACUAUUACGGCUCUGUUGCACAACAACCGCAAGCUAUUGGAAAAGCAUAUCACUGCUGCGGAAAUCGAGACCUUUGUGGGUCUCGUACGUAAAAACAUGAACAACUGGCAGUCCCGAUUUUUGGACUAUCUUUCGGAUCUGUGCGUAUCCAAUAAGAAAGCUAUUGCAGUAACGCAAGAACUAAUCUGCAAAAGCGUUCUGAGCGCCAAAAAUGCAGACAUUCUGAUCGAGACAUUCCUGCGGGAGGUGGACGACGAGCGGUUGGGGUAUCUGACUGAUCUGGAACGAGGCAACCAUCAGUUCACCGAAAUUCGCGAGGUCGAUGAGUCCAACGAGGCGGAGGUGGAACGGGAAAAAGGUACCACAAGAACACCCGCGGCUAGCCCAAGGAAGCUCGAUGACAAGAAACGCUACGAAGUGGUCCUGAUGUGGCAGAAUCGAACGCAAUCAAAAUCCAUGAGCCGGUUAGCUCAGGGACUGAAAAUUGGCAGAACCACCGACAUCAACAUUCUGGAUUACUACCGACACCAGCUGAAUCUGUUCUCCAACAUGUGUCUUAACCGGCAGUAUCUGGCCCUGAACAACCUCUCCCCCCAUUUGGACAUCGAUUUAAUUCUGCGAUGUAUGUCCGACAAAACUGUUCCGUACGAUUUGCGGGCAUCCUUCUGCCGGCUUAUGCUGCACCUCCACGUCGAUCGUGACCCACAGGAACCGGUUACACCUGUUAAAUAUGCAAGGCUGUGGUCGGAAAUUCCAUCCGUGAUGUCCAUCAACGACUACGAUGUCGAGAAGCAACCGGACAGCAACAAGGAAGCCGUUAGGGCUCGUUUCAACAAAACGAUUGCCUUCGUCGAGGACUACCUGUGCAAUAAUGUGGUAUCGAAGAUGUGGUUUGCCGACCAGGACCAGAACAAAUUAACUUUUGAGGUAGUGAAAUUGGCCAGGGAUUUGAUCUAUUUUGGAUUCUACAGCUUUAGCGAUUUGCUUCGACUGACGAAAACACUGCUCAAUAUUCUGGACUGCGUGUCCGACAGUGAAACCGACCGGCGUGGGCUACCAACCGGGCACAUCGAUUUAGCAAACGAUGAGGAGACGCCACCUCAGAAGAAACUUAGUACAGGUGAAGCUAUGCCAAAAAAGUUUUACCGGUCCAACUCGACCGUAACUGUGUUGGCUGCGGUAGCAGCCGCCAGUAAGUCGAAGGAGCGCUCCGAUAGCCUCGCGGAAGCAACUGGCGAAAACCGUCGUAGGAUUCUACAAACCUUGAUGGGGAAGUUAAAUGCACCACCAUCCGGAGCCGAAGGUGGUGUUCUACGACGUAUUGGCGACAUGGGAGCCGUUAUGACUUCCCUAACACUGGGUCCUAUCUCAACAGCCAUCGUAUCGCCCAACAUUCAGCAACGCAAAUCGGUGUCCCACUACAUGAGAGAAUACCCGCUGGUGAUGGAUACUAAACUAAAAAUCAUUGAAAUUCUACAGUUCAUCCUAGAUGUCCGUCUUGAUUACCGAAUCAGCUGUUUGCUAUCGAUAUUCAAACGAGAAUUCGAUGAAAACGAACUUACAUCCAAUGCUCAGCAGCAACCGGUAUUGCCUAAUGCUGUGCCGCCAUCCGUAGUACCACCCGUUCCUGCCGUAAUCACACCAACUGAUAACGCAUACUCAGAAUUGAAUCCAGAAACAGCCUCGAUAACAUCCACUACCACGGUGGAAACUACCGUGGAAUCCUCCGUCGAGGAACAGCAACAACCAACUCAAUCGACAAACACAGAACCCAAACCGGAAGUAAAGCCCGAUACUAAAAUAGGACCUGUCACCUCCGAAAAUAUUAAUCUCAAACAGAAAAACAUCGAUCUGGAAUCAAUCGGUCACCAAGCGGAAGGAAUUUUCGGAUGCAACGAGGACACCUACAACCCGCUAGAUCUGGACGGUCAAGGUGGUCGAACGUUUCUACGGGUCCUGUUGCAUUUGAUCAUGCAUGAGUAUCCCUCGCUAGUGUCUGGCGCUCUUCAUCUACUGUUCCGACACUUCAGUCAGCGGUACGAGGUGUUGCAUGCUUUCCGACAGGUUCAACUACUGGUGUCAGACAGCGAUGUCGAAUCGUACAAACAGAUCAAAUCGGACCUUGACGUGCUGCGGCAAAGUGUUGAGAAGUCGGAACUGUGGGUCUACAAAUCGAAACAAUCCGAUGAGCUACAGCAGACAGGUGGGGAAACCGGAGGCGAUGGUGGCGAAGGAACGAAACCAGAGAAGGGUGAUGGCGCUUCAUCCGGGACGAAGGCAAAACCCCAGCUAGUCAAAAAUGAAUCUCAGCUUAAUUUUGAUCAAGGACCGGAGUUAAAUCCAGAGCAAGCGUUGGAAUAUAAAAAGAUUCAGCAGAUUCUUAUUAGAAUGAACAAAUUGUGCAUAACUGCAGGACCCGGUGACGUCACCAAACCAAGGAAGCACGAACAACGGUUGCUGCGAAACGUUGGAGUUCACACCGUUGUGCUGGAUUUGCUCCAAAUUCCUUACGACGAAAAAGACGACUAUCGAAUGAACGAGUUAAUGCGUUUGGCGCAUGAAUUUCUGCAAAACUUCUGUUUGGGCAAUCAGCAGAAUCAAAUUCUACUCCACAAGCAGUUGGAUUUAUUUUUGAAUCCUGGAAUACUGGAGGCCGAAACGGUGUGUGCCAUCUUCAAGGAUAAUCUGAACCUGUGCAACGAGGUGAGCGACAAAGUUGUACAGCACUUUGUCCACUGCAUCGAGAUUCACGGUCGACAUGUAGAAUACCUCAAGUUCCUACAAACGAUUAUUAAAGCUGAAAAUCAAUUUAUUCGCAAGUGCCAAGACAUGGUUAUGCAGGAGCUGGUCAAUGCUGGAGAGGAUGUGUUGGUGUUUUACAAUGACAAAUCAUCGUUCAAUUAUUUCGUUGAGUUGAUGAGAACGUACAGUAAUGGCGAACUUAGCGAUUCUAGUCCGUUGAUGUAUCACAUCGAGCUGGUGAAAUUGCUUGCGUGCUGUACCAUGGGCAAAAAUGUCUACACUGAAAUCAAGUGCAACAGUUUGCUGGCGUUGGAUGAUAUUGUCGCCAUGAUAUCACACCAGGAUUGUAUUCCGGAGGUUAAAGUGGCGUACGUUGAUUUUCUGUGCCAUUGCUACAUCGAUACGGAGGUGGAAGUGAAGGAAAUUUAUUCUUCUAACCAUAUGUGGUGUUUGUUUGAGAAAUCGUUCCUAAUCGAUAUCAACAAUGUGGUCAAGGGUGGCAGCUUCACUAAUCGCCAGCUGGAGAAUUACGUUUGCAGCGAAAUUAUGAACAUUCUGACGACAUUCUUCAACAGUCAAUUCUCGGACCAGAGCACGGCGUUGCAGCCUCCAUUAGGGCGCGCGUUUUCGGAGGGUGAGGAAUUAGUUCGUCGUUUAUUGGCCGACAGACGAUAUCAGAUGCGCCGGCUGCUUAGACAAAACAGCGACGAUGACGCCAAACUGCCCACGUUUAAGAAGAUUUUUUUUACGAAGAAACGCCAACUGAUCUUCGUAAAAAUCCUGCAAUCUUCCUUCAAGUUGACGCAGUGCAAAUGGCUCUCACCCUCGCAGCGUUUCAACGUUGAAAACUGCAUACGGACUCUCUCGGAGAAGGCUAAACCACGCGGAAUAGCCAUUCCUAUCGAUUUGGAAAACCAGGUGGUUAAAAUGUUCAACAAAACAGCCCUGCUAUCGCGCCAAACCAGCAAAUGGCUGCUGGCCACGAAGCAAACGAAAAUCGAACGAUCUCAGUCGCAAAUCAUGCGUAUGGAUAGGAGCAUCAUUGAAGGACUGCAGGACAUUGUUUCGCUACUGGAGGAUAAACUAAAGCCGUUGGUGGAAGCUGAACAGUCACUACUUGUAGAUAUUUUAUACCGAUCGGAAUUGCUGUUUCCGCUCAAUACGGAAUCGAGAAAAAAAUGCGAGACUGGAGAAUUCAUUCAACAUUUGAUUAAACACACAGAGAAGUUGUUGGAAGAAAAGGAGGAAAAAUUGUGUGUAAAAAUAUUGAAAACACUGAAGGAGAUGAUGACCAUCGAUUGUGAUUACGGUGAUAAAGGGGAUCAUUUAAGAAAUAUUCUUCUGAAGCGAUACUUUGGUCACGACUUCUCACAACCUUCGCUGCCAGGAAGUCUUCAUGGGGAGAACCAGAAAACAGGUUUGCCGCAUGUGCCACAUCCCGCGGCAGGCAGCAUUCCAGUUGCAACGGUUUCCCACGGUCCUGGAGCCAAAUACCUUCUUCGAGCAGGACGAACGUUACACGAGGUUCAGAAUGAUUUAGAUAAGGAGGGUGCGAGUGACUUGGUCAUUGAAUUGGUGAUCAAGUCAAUCAAUUCGCCUUCGAUAUUCGUAGAAGCGAUCGCAUUAGGGAUAGCACUAUUGGAAGGUGGAAAUCCCAUCAUUCAGAAGGGCAUGUACAAUAAGUUCCUGAGCAACGAUUUGAGUCAGUCUUUUUUCAAAGUGUUCUUCGACAAAAUGAAAGACGCCCAGCAGGAGAUUAAAUCGACCGUGUCGGUAAAUACGUCGGAUAUGGCCGCUAGUAAAGCCAAUGAAAAUAAAUCGGACGGUAAGGAUUUCGAUAAAAUUCAACGGAAAAAUGUAAAUAAAGUAAACGGAAUAGUCAUAACAGAUGAGUUUAAGGAAGAACUUCAGAAUGCGGCAUUGAUGACUCAACAAUCGUACAUGAAUGCGAAGAACUUAGCAGCUGUUCCUGAUGGAACCAGUAGUGAGAACGGUGAUGAGAAUGCUCUUAUGAGUAUUGGAUCAUCCGCUUUGGAAGACAUACUUGCCGAAAAACUAGAAAAACAUAAAGAUAAGGAUGAGAAUAACAAGCUAUCGAACAAAGUUCUGGUUAUGCAACCUAUCCUUCGAUUCAUGCAGCUGUUGUGCGAGAAUCACAAUCCCGAGCUGCAAAAUCUUUUGCGGAAUCAGAAUAAUAAAACAAACUACAAUCUCGUAUCAGAGACACUAAUGUUCCUUGAUUGUAUCUGUGGAUCGACUACUGGCGGCCUCGGACUGUUGGGUUUGUAUAUCAACGAGAACAACGUUUCUUUGAUUAACCAAACAUUGGAGGCACUGACUGAAUACUGCCAAGGUCCCUGUCACGAUAAUCAGAACUGUAUAGCAACGCAUGAAUCCAAUGGGCUGGACAUUAUCACUGCACUGAUUCUAAACGAUAUCAACCCAUUGGGAAAGAAUCGAAUGGAUCUCGUUUUAGAGCUUAAGAACAACGCAUCGAAAUUACUUCUGGCCAUUAUGGAAUCCAGAGGUGAUACUGAAAAUGCCGAACGCAUAUUAGCCAACAUGAAUCCGAAGCAGCUAAUAGACGUAGCAUGUCGAGCCUACCAUCAGGAUGAAAAUAUCCUGCUACUGCUCAAUCAAGGUGAUGGAAACACGGACGAAAAUUACAACAACAAACAUGAACUCGGCGAUGAUCAAAGCGACGACGAUGAUGUUGGAGUGUCUCCAAAGGAAGUCGGACAUAACAUAUACAUUCUGUGCCAUCAACUAGCACAACACAACAAGGAACUCGCUAAUCUGUUGAAAAACGACACCGCCAACAACAGCUCAAAUAGUAACAGUAGUGGUGGCGUAACCGUUUCGUCCUCUAUUUCUUCAAGUCCGUCGAAAGCUAACACAAAAACCAACCAAGCACUGCUAUUUUACCAAACUCACACGGCACAAAUUGAAAUAGUUCGACACGAUCGCACACUUGAGCAGAUCGUGUUCCCCAUCCCGGAAAUUUGCGAGUAUCUGACCAAGGACACCAAAGUGCGGGUACUGAAUACGGCGGAACGGGACGAUCAGGGCAGCAAAGUUGCGGAUUUCUUCGACCGCCACGAAGCAAUGUUCAACGAAAUGAAAUGGCAGAAGAAACUGCGUGGACAGCCGGCUCUCUUCUGGGUCAGCAGUUACAUGUCCCUAUGGAGCAACAUUUUGUUCAACAUGGCUGUGCUCAUGAAUUUGAUAGUUGCGUUUUUCUAUCCGUUCGAGAAUGGUGUACCGGAACUUAGCUUCCAUCUAUCGUCACUGAUCUGGAUUGUGAUACUGGUUUCGUUGGUGAUAGUAGUUACGCUGCCUCGCCAGUCCGGCAUCAGGACACUGGUAGUCGCACUGAUACUACGGUUGAUAUUCUCCUGUGGGCCAGAGCCAACCGUUUGGUUGCUUGGCUGUGUAACUGUCAUCAUGAAAGGAGUGCACAUCAUAAGUCUGAUGGGCAACUACGGAACGCUGGAGAAGCAUCUGUUCUCAAUUAUAACAGAUGCAGAGUUACUGUACCAUUUCGGAUACCUGUCAUUUUGUGUGUUUGGAGUGCUACUGCAUCCGUUCUUCUUCUCCAUUCUGCUCUUUGAUGUUGUCUACCGGGAGGAAACCCUACUGAACGUGAUACGCUCCGUAACACGCAACGGUCGAUCUAUCAUAUUGACUGCCGUCCUCGCACUGAUUUUGGUGUACAUGUUUUCUAUUAUUGGGUACAUGUUCUUCCGGGACGAUUUCUUAGUACCGGUAGAUCAGGAAAUUGCUGUGUCCGAAACGGAUGGUAUCAAUUGUGUAGCUCCAUCACGCAGUAGGAUGCUUCAGGACGAAGACCUCGGAAGCGACGAAGAGUACUGCACACAAUCCCUUCAGCGAGGAGGUGAAGAUGGUGAAGAAAUGAAGGAGCGAGGCUGUGAUUCGAUGGUCAUGUGUAUCAUCACAACGCUAAACCAGGGUCUUCGAAAUGGUGGCGGUAUCGGUGAUAUUUUACGGGCACCCAGCCGGAAGGAGACCCUAUUCGUGCCACGAGUAGUCUACGAUUUACUAUUCUUCUUUAUCGUCAUCAUUAUCGUGCUCAACUUGAUCUUUGGUGUCAUUAUUGAUACCUUCGCCGAUCUGAGAAGCGAAAAACAGCAGAAGGAGUUGAUUUUGAAAAACACAUGCUUUAUCUGCGGUUUGAAUCGGUCUGCGUUUGACAACAAAACGGUUAGCUUCGAGGAGCACGUCAAAAGUGAACACAACAUGUGGCACUAUUUGUACUUCAUUGUAUUAGUCAAGGUGAAAGAUCCGACUGAGUUUACCGGUCCCGAGAGCUACGUGCAUGCGAUGGUUAAGGCGAACAUUCAGGACUGGUUUCCUCGGCUACGUGCUAUGUCCUUGGCAGCUGUUGAUGGCGAUGGUGAGCAGAUUGAGCUAAGGAGUUUGAAGACUCUCUUGGAAACGAAUCAUGUAGCAGUACGCGAACUAACUGCUCAAAUAAUGGAACUGGAGAAUAAGAUGACGGAACAGCGAAAGCAACGCCAACGGCAUGCACUGCUGAAUCCGACCACCUCGACGUCGUACCAGUUCUAUCCGCAACUAUGAUAUUCGACGUCUGAGCUACUACAGGAGAGAAAGUAAAGCCUAAAACGUUGCGCUGUACCGGUAAUUUCUACGUACUUUUACUUUUAUGAUUAGUUAUAUAUUUAUCGAAAAAAAAAGUUUAGUAUUUUUACGCACGCAUAGCUGUUGUGAUCAAUUCGUACGUUAACUAUCUAUAAAGAAUAAAAUCUGUUAACAUUGUGUUUUUGGAAGGCUCAAAAAUGGGUGUAGUUGAUGUUAAUAUAAUUCUAAUCAAUUGAAACAAAAGGCAAUCAAGUGAAUUAUUGUACGAGAUAACAAUCUCAAUAACGCGCACUCGAACUCCAUUAUCAAGCACAUCGGAAAUGGCCUCUAGAUCUAUGACAAACUAGUUUGCCUAAUUCUACACUAACGCUCAGAAAUGCUUGGCAUCAACACAAACAAUUUCGACCUAGCCACGAGAUUUAAUUCAUGUAUUCCAACUGACUGUAAACAAUUUUGAAUGUUUUAUUGUCUGUUGGUAUAUUUUUCCACUGGAGACCUAAGAAAAAAGCUGGAAGCCCCCACACUAAUGGUUUGAUUUGAUUAUACUAAACCAUUCUGAGAAAAACAAAACUAUAACAUUAGAUGAAAGUUCAAACUUUAAAUGCACCUACAAAAUAAAUGACUCAAUAGUUUAUAAGGCCAAUAACCUUGGGGUUUUUUUUGUUGGAGACGAACCACUGAGACCAGUAUUUAGAUCUAUUGUGGGGUUAAAACUAUAAAAAAUAAAUGAAUCACUUACCUAAACUUUCAGACUGUAUUUUACCUCCGUAUCUUUUUGAGACUUGUAAUGUGUGCAUCUAUUGUUCUAAAUAAACGCCCAACGACAUUCUGUUCAGCUUUAAAAAGUCGCACUUCUUUUGAAAGGAAAAAUCGUUAGUAAUUUAUAACCGCAAAAACUUAUUAGUUAUUUUAUUUCCUUUAUAAUCUUUUGCAGUAAAGUUGCGAUUUCGAAGUGAUUCAAACCAUUCAGUGGUGAAAUAGCUAAAAGCCUUAAUCUGUCAGAGAAUUCCCUAUGUUAUUGUCUGACUUUGCUACAUCAUCGUCAACAUCUAUCGUCAACUUAUACGAUUAUCAUACUUUAUACACAAAAAAGCUUUUGAAAGCGAUACAAAUUACUAUUCAAAAUUGUUCAUUUUGCUCUUUGCAACCGUUUCUUGCAAUUCAAUAUAGUUAUAUUGUGUUAAUCCAGGAAAAGUAGACUCAAUCCAUCGAAACUUAAUCAAAACGCAUCUUGCGAAGAAGGUAGCAACCAUUUCUAAUAUAUAGAUAUAUUAAUGGAACGAUAAUCUAGUUUAAAAGUUUACACAAAACAUACCUACUCUUAUGUAAUUUUUAGAUAAGUCGUAAUAGAAGAUGUUGUUAUUGUUGGUAACGUUACUAUUGUACUGUUUUGUACUAUUGACGAAGGAGGAAAUAUUUUAUUACAUUACGUAGCAAAACUAGGUACGAGUGAUUAUGAUACCCGUUGAUUAGACGUAGGGUAGCAGUACCGAAAAAUAAAUUAAUCGACAAAUCAA